UGACGUCCAAAUUUGGGAGAAGGAAGACGAAGAAGACGAAGAAGAAGAUCUGAGAAGAUGUACGGAUUCACGAGCGUGAGCAGCAAAGGAGACCUAGAAGAGGGAACUCUCUACCCUGGUCUCAGCUAUGGAGAGAACGAGCUCCGUUGGGGUUUCAUUCGCAAGGUCUAUGGCAUCUUGGCCGCCCAGAUCCUCCUCACCACCCUCGUCUCUUCCUUCACCGUCCUCUACUCUCCCCUCAACCUUCUUCUCAGGGGAAAUUCCGGCCUUCUCUUGUUCCUUAUCUUCUUGCCCUUCAUCUUGUUGUGGCCACUUCAUGUGUAUCAGCAAAGGCAUCCUCUGAACCUCAUUUUCCUCGGACUUUUCACUGUGUCCAUGAGUCUCACCGUUGGAGUGAGCUGUGCUAAGACAGAUGGAAGGAUUGUACUUGAAGCAUUGAUUUUAACAUCAGCUGUGGUUUCCUCUCUGACUGGGUACACUUUCUGGGCUUCUAAGAAGGGCAAAGACUUCAGCUACCUUGGACCCAUCCUGUUCUCCAGUCUCAUAAUACUCAUCCUGACUGGCUUUAUCCAGACGUUCUUCCCACUUGGAUCUACAUCUGUCGCUGUUUAUGGUGGACUCAGUGCUAUCAUUUUCUCAGGUUAUAUUGUUUAUGACACCGACAACCUCAUAAAGCGCUUCACCUACGAUGACUACAUUUGGGCAUCCGUUGCUCUCUAUUUGGACAUUCUGAACUUGUUCAUUGCCAUCAUGGAGAUCUUGAGAGGAGGGUCAGACGGCUAAUUGUAUAGCCUACUCUUCACUGGCCUGGGCAUGACUUGAAAUAUAUAGAGUGGUACAUGGAGAUCCUGCAAUAUAUUGAGGGGUACAUGGACAUAAUCCAUCCAUAACUCAAGUAAGGCAUCACUGUGGAUAAAACAUAUGGUUUUUAUGCUUUUGUUUUACACCUGAAUUGGGCUAUUUCAAUUUGCUGUUUCUUAACCUUGCAUAAUGAAGUACAUUAAAUAAAUUUAUAAUGGAGAUCAUCUUAUUGAAGUA
This is a messenger RNA of Vitis riparia (riverbank grape), 1038 nucleotides long. RefSeq names its product BI1-like protein. The record is from RefSeq and is a predicted model, not a curated record. The coding region runs from base 58 to 783 and encodes 241 amino acids. Lineage: Eukaryota; Viridiplantae; Streptophyta; Magnoliopsida; Vitales; Vitaceae. The transcript has 4 exons. Gene Ontology annotation, cellular component: membrane.